Calidris pugnax (ruff) is the source of this 1446-nucleotide messenger RNA. It is a transcript of the gene TXNDC12, whose product is annotated as thioredoxin domain containing 12 (endoplasmic reticulum). Gene Ontology annotation, cellular component: endoplasmic reticulum. Lineage: Eukaryota; Metazoa; Chordata; Aves; Charadriiformes; Scolopacidae. The record is from RefSeq and is a predicted model, not a curated record. The transcript is spliced from 7 exons. The coding region runs from base 158 to 670 and encodes 170 amino acids.
UCCGCCUCACAUCACUUCCUGGGCUUUAAAAAGGGGGGAAAGGAAAAAAAAGGAAUAAAAAAAAAAAAGAGAGAACUAAUCACCUAAGCGGGUCUGGUCCCGUUUCGGAGGUUUAGGGGCCGUUACCCGUAGCGCCGCUGCUACCCGCGCCGCCGCCAUGAAGGCUCAGCCCGCGGCAGCCUCCAUCUUCUGCCUGUGCCUGGUGCUGGCGGCCUCCGCAGCCUCCGCCGCGGAAGGGCUCGGAAAGGGUUUUGGAGAUCAUAUUCAUUGGAGAACACUAGAAGAUGGGAAGAAAGAGGCAGCAGCCAGCGGUUUGCCUCUUAUGGUUAUCAUCCACAAGUCUUGGUGUGGAGCUUGCAAAGCUUUAAAGCCAAAGUUUGCUGAAUCCAAGGAGAUCUCUGAACUUGCCCAUAAUUUUGUUAUGGUCAACCUCGAGGAUGAUGAAGAGCCAAAGGAUGAAGCCUUUAGUCCCGAUGGAGGUUACAUUCCCAGAAUCCUUUUCAUGGACCCCAGUGGAAAAGUUCACCCAGAAAUCAUAAAUGAGAAAGGAAACCCCAGCUACAAGUAUUUCUAUACCAACGCUGAUCAAGUUGUCCAAGGGAUGAAGGAAGCCCAGGAGAAGCUAACAGGUGAUGCUUUCAAACAAAAACACCUGGGAGAUGAACUAUAAUGAACGCACUGAAUGAUGCUUUUCCAUCACUUCGAAACUCUAAAAGGAAAUGAUUAAACAGACAAAGAAUGUAGAUGCACUGGAGGGACAUAAUUCUUCUGUCCACAAUGUUAGGUUAAACCCUGUUUGGAGUUCACACACAUGCAUCAGUUACAGUGUUAUCUCCUCCUCUGCCUGGCAGUUUGUGCUGUAAUGGUUAUUUGCAACUGGGUGAUGUGCAAACACAUCAGAUUGUGUGUUUGAGCAACCACUAAUAUUUGGUGUUAAAAGGGAGGUGUGCAGGGCAAAAUGUUCAUUUGAGGACAAACAGUGUGAUUGGAAUAAUUAGAAGUAGUUGGCAUUUUAAUGCUUAAUUGGGGUUGAAUCCCUCUUUUCUCACUGGUGUUGUGUGAUCCCAUUGCUUUUACUGGGGAUUCCUACGAAUGGGGCAUGUUCCUGGGCCAGGUGUUUUCUAGACUUCCCAAAUUAUGAAUUCUGCCACUAAGCCACGUAGAAUCAAUUUCAUGAAUGUCCAAGUCGCAUGCAAAAUUAUUAGCUCUGCAAACACAUUUUUGUGUAAAACUGUGUGUGAUUCAUCUUUAUAUGCCUUUGGGCAGAAAUUUAACUUUUUCCUUGUGCACUCACCUUUUGAUUGUUUCAUUGAGUGAGGGUGGGUUAUGCUGAAGCUUUAUGGGGGUUCCCCUUUUAUUCUUUGAAUGUCUUCUGGCGAAUGCCUUGCCAUCACAUUGUACUGUAUUUUUGUACCAGGGUGAACGAUUAAACCUUUUUAAACAUAA